Molecule: messenger RNA, 6873 nt
Organism: Prorocentrum cordatum
Lineage: Eukaryota; Dinophyceae; Prorocentrales; Prorocentraceae
Source: the annotation of a GenBank genome assembly
AUGGCGACAGGAGGAGCCGCUGCAGCCAGCGGCGAGGACAAGAGCAACGGGGGCAAGAUCCCCGCACCCGUCUUCGAUGGCACGAGCAAGACCAUGAAGAAGCACCGCCGAGAGGUCGCCACCUGGCAGAUCGGCACCGAGGUCAAGCCGCCCAAGCAGGGAGCGACCUUGCUGGCCAGCCUCAAGGGCAAGGCCGAGGAGGCGUGCCAGGAGCUCGACCUGGACGCCAUCAAGGGCGACGACGCGGUGGAGGUGUUCCUGGAGUACCUCGGGAAGCGCUUUCCCGAGAUCGAAGUGCUGGAGACCCCAGCGCUGCUGGAGACCUUCGCGCGCCCGGCCUGCGUCCGGCACAAGUACGAGGAGAUCCGCGACUACAACGACCGCUUCAAUGGGAUCGCCACCAAGCUGAAGGCCAAGGGCAUCCAAGUGCCCGACGAGGCCUUGGCGGACCUGUACAUCAAGGGGGCCCGCCUGCCCCCGGAGCGCGCGGCGAGCGUGCUCAACGGUGUGGGCAACCAGUUCAACCCCACCAAGAUCCAGGAGCAGUUGAUGAUCAACUUGCCCAAGGUAUCGGUCGUGGACGGCAACAAGGACAGCCACGACAAAGGAGGCUACGGAGGUAACAAGAACAAGGACCACAAGCGGGCGUACGCCACGGAGAUCUACGAGGAGGAUCGUAGGGCCGAGCUCGACGGCGCGCCCUCAGACAGCUCCGACGACUACGGAGACGAGCUGCCCGACGAGCUGCAGGACGUGAUCGACGAGGCGGAGGAGCAGGUAGCGUUCUUCACCAAGAAGAUGGUGCGCGCCAAGGACAAGCUGAAGGAGGCGAAGCAGGCGCGUGGCUACUUCGCCAAGCGCGACGGCGGCAACCCGCCGAAGAGAGACGAUCCCAAGAUCGCCAAGAUGAAGGCCAGGACACACUGCGGCGCAUGCGGCCAGAAGGGCCAUUGGCGCGGUGGCCCGCAGUGCUCGAAGAAGAACGACCCUAACGCCAAGGCCGACAUCCCGAAGAAGGGAAGCAACAGGACGAACAUCGCCACGCACGAGACCAGCGACGCGCAGGAGCCUCACGUGGCGGAGAUGACGGUCGCGGCGGUCUACCUUCAGGACCAGCGGGCCGCGGCUCGCGACAGGAAGUACGGUGCGCUGCACAGCAUCGACUGGACGCAGAUCCGCCAGGCCGCCGAGCUACCCGAAGAAGUUACGGCGGCGGCGUUCUUCAUCAAUAAGGACCACCAGUGCCUGAUGGCCGCGACGAGCUCGGCGCGGAUCUACCUCAGCGUCGAGGACCUGCUGAAGGAGUCGGGGGGCAAGCUGACCUUCGACACGGCCUGCACUCGGUGCGUCGGCGGCCUCGACUGGUACAACGACAUCAAGAAGAGGCUGGCCGCCUUCAACAUCCAGCCCAUCGAGUACCCCAAGAAGGAGCCGUUCCGGUUCGGGGCGUCGAAGGUGGCGUUCAGCCUCAAGGCGGCGCUGAUCCCCUGUUCGGUGAACGGCAAGGCCUUCACCGUCCGCAUGAGCAUCGUGCGCAGCGCCGUGCCAGGACUGUUCAGCCGCAAGGCCCAGAGCGAGCUGGACAUAGUCUACCACGCCGGAGACAACAAGCUGGACAUCAAGUCGAUCGACGAGCACAACAUCCAGAUGGGCCUGAGCCGCGCCGGACACCCGACGCUGGACAUCACAGGCUUCACGCCGAACUCUAAGCCCGUUUUGGACGUCUCGGAUACCAAGGCCGAGAUUCGUCUUCAUCCUUGCGCUUCUUACCAUGCUGAGACAGCUGUGGCCAGCGCCGCCAAGCCGGUGGUGCCCGAGGCUCGCCACUCAGGAGUUGCCUCGGAGGCCGACGAGUCUCCGUCGGAUACUGACUGCAAUGCGCUCGAUAGCGCCGAACUGUUCGAGCAGCAGGUGCGCCAGGCCAUCAUGCGGAUGCCGGAGCUGCAGGCCGAGGUGGCAAGCUACGACUUGGAUGCGCGCGACGCCACGUGCGACCAGCCCCGGGUGAUCUUGCGUGCGCUGAGGGCCGAGGGCCGCGAGAGCACGCCGCAGGACGACUACAUCCCGGGGCUCGGCAAGAAGAACAAGGAGGAGCUCCAGCAGCUGUGUCGGGACCACCAGAUCGAGUUCGACCAGCGCACGCCCGUGCCGGAGCUCAGGCAGCGCCUCAAGGGCUGGAAGGUCGAGGACGCGGUCAGCAGUGCCGCGGCGACGUACCCCACGGCGGACUACCGCUGGGUGCUCAAGAACGACCUGGGCAACGCGCAGUGGGCGGUCCUGGAGCUCAACAACAAUCGGGCAAGCCCACUCCUGGCGCGGUUUGCCAGGUGGGUAAAGGCGCACGGAGCGCAGCCCCUUCCCCCGGAGAAGGCCAAGACCACCUUGGAGGCAGCGAUGGCCGAGGAGGUGGUGCUGGACGACGAAUGGGUGGCGCCAGCGGCUACGACUACGAGGGCCUCAGGAAGCCAGGGGAGCUGGGCCGGGCAUCGGCGCCAGCGACCUCCGGAGCCGUACGAGAUGGGCACCAGCGACAUGGGCUUCGAGAAGGCGGGCGAGACCGACAAGGACGGGUCGCCAGCCCCGAGGCGGCGGUCAGGCAUCAAGAAGGGCAAGCGCGUCGGCCUCCUCUACCAGGUCACGGGCUUGCUGAGCGCCUUCGCCUUUCAGGCGGUGCUCACCGCGGACUGGCUGGCCAGACCUCUCACGCCCGUGGUGCAGCAUGCUACCAGUGCUGCGCGAGACGUGGUCGACCACGUCCAGGACGUCAAGGAGGCCUACAGCGUUCGCAGCCACCGCGUGGACGUCAUGCAGGUGUUCGGAGGCGAAGGCGGCAUCACCGAGGCGGCGUGGAAGCGCCGGAUGACGGCCACAGAGGUGAUCGACCGCAAAUACGGAUGGGACUUACGCAAGCAGAAGGACCUCGACGCGACGUACGACCUGUACUACGCCUCAAGGCCGAAGUUCGUGUCAAUCGAGCUGCCCUGCACCCACUACACGAACAUCACGCACCUCAACUUUCGGACGCCGCAGGCCAGGCAGGCGCUCCGACGGAUCUGGGGGACGGAGCGGCCGUUCCUUUUAUUGGCCCGCGACCUCUUCAAGUGCCAGCUCGACUCUGGCGACGUGGCCAUGAUCGAGAACCCGGCCACCAGCCGGCUCUGGACACAGCGCGCGAUUUUGGAGCUACUGGCAGACGAGCGCGUGUACCAGGUGAAGUGCGACAUGUGCGAGUACGGAGCUCGACACUACAAGACGGGGGGGCUCAUCAAGCACCCCGCGAAGCUGCUCGUUACCCACAAGGAGUUCGAGCAGCUGAAGCGCACCUGCAGCCACAAGCACCACGACCAGACCUUUGGGGACAACGUGGCGGCGCGCAAGUCUGGCGUUUAUCACGCUAAGUUCUGCAGAGCGGUGGUGCGCAUUGUGGUGGACUGCCAGUCGCACUCGUCGCCCUUCAUCGUGACAGUGCCCAGGGAGCAGGCCACCGCCGACGUAAACGACACCGCGCCCCUGGGAGAGACGGGCGAGCCCGAUGGGGACCCAGACCCCAUGGGCGGCGGAGACGACUUCGCCGACACUCACGACGUGCGGGCCGAAGAUACUGUGGACGGCAGGAUCGGGGUCGGCGCGAUUACUUUCACAAAGAAAGCAGCGGCCUGCUGCAAGCCAGCCGAGCUGGCCAUGCUCAAGAGACUCCAUGUCAACUUGGGCCAUCCGUCUAUUGAAGAUUUGGGCCGCAGUUUGCGACUCAAAGGUGCUAAGUCGGCCACCGUCCAGGCCCAGCGCCCGAGCGCGAGGAGACCAGCGCACCUCCACUUCGUGCAAGAUUUUGGAGGCGACGUCGGCUUCGACUGCUUCGAGCGCAAGGACGUCGACGGCAAGAGCUCCUGGUAUUUCAGCAUCGUCGACCUGGCCACCACCUUCCAUGUCGCGACGCUGAUCGAUCGCCACACCAGCCAGGAGUUCGCUGCCGCGUUCGAGAGGUGCUGGGCCUCCUGGGCGGGCGUACCCGACCGAGUUCACUUCGACAUGGAGAAGGGGUUCGGCGGCGCCCUCAGCGAGUUGUUCCAGUCAUUCAACACGGUGCAGCUGCCCAUCGCUGGUCAGGCACAUUGGCAGCUCGGUCGCGUGGAACGCCAGGGAGCUUGGUGGAAGGAGCUCGCGGCGAGGACGAUCGAGCACUCGUCGAUCAGGGGCGAGGACGAGAUGCGGACGCUGGCCAUCAUGGUAUCGGGCGCGAAGAACUCGCUGAGAAGGCGAGCAGGCUUCAGCCCCGCGCAGUGGGUGCUGGGACGCGACCCCAAGAUGCCUGGAGACCUAGUCGACGACACGGCCAACUACAGCGCCCACAGCUUCGCGGCCAACGACGAGAAGAUUCGCCGCCGAUAUGCCAUUCGGACGGCGGCGCGCGAGCCGUUCAUGAGGAUGCAGAACGACGACCAGCUCCGGCGAGCUAUGCUGGCUCGCGCGCGCACGGUGGCGACGCCCUUGUCAGUGGGCGAGAUGUGCUACGUCUUUCGCCAGGUCAAGAAGAAGGAGCAGCGGGACCAGCACAACCGCAACGCCAAGAAGGGCAUCUGGCGAGGGCCGUGCCACAUCAAGGCACUCGCUCCGGACGACGUCUGGUUCCCGAACGGCAGGGACGAGAUCGGUCAGGCCGUGGCCGAGCUCAACCGGGCUCGCGACUCGCUCGAACAAGAAGAGGCUCAGGUGGAGGACAUCCGCCCGGCGCCUGGCGAGCCCGAGGUCAAGCCAGACGAGAUGGAGCAGGCGUGGCGGGAAUUCAUCGACAACCCGGACGACAGCGACCUCAAGCUGAACGUCUCCGAGGAUCUGCCCCAGCAGGAGCAGAUCCAGGUGCUGCCCGCCGACGUACCGCAACAAGCUGAAGAAGAGCGAACCUACGGCCCUGACGAGUUCCGACGACGUCGAGCUACCUUCGACGGAGUGGACAGCGGCGACUUCGGCCCGGCCUUCAAGCGACUCCAGACCGAGAGGGAGCACGCAGGCUCUGGCGCCCUGCCCGCAAGGGCAACUUCGCGGGACCGCGCGGCGGCCCCCGAUCAGGAGGCAGCGGCCGGACCCGAAGCAGGAGGAGCCCGCCAACGUUCGAGGUCGGCUCCAAGACUAGUAUUGCAAACCUCCAUCGUGACCGAGAGGAUCAAGCGCAAGCAGGCCGACAAGGAGAUCCAUUGGAGGGCCAUCAAGGACUCUGAUCGGGAGCUCUUCAGGGAGGCGGCCGCCAAGCAGUGGAGCGAGUGGCAGAAGUAUGGCUCUUGUCAGGUACUCUCCAUCGAGGAGUCCGAGGCGAUCAUGGGCAUGAUCAAGCCCAGCCUCGUCCUGCCCAGCCGGUUCGUGCACCGGGACAAGAACGCCCCGCUGCGCACCGACAAGCAUCCGCUGCCGGUCAAGGCAAAGGCCCGACUCUGCGUCGGGGGUCACAUGGGCCCGCGCCUCGCUCAGGGCGACUUGCGGACGGACGCGCCCACGCAGCUGAUCAAAAUCCUCAAGGGAGUUUUCGGGCUGGCCACGGCACCGAGACAAUGGUGGGCGAAGCUCAAGCGGACAUUGCUGGCGGUGGAGGAGAAGCUGAGCGACAACUACGUGUUUCGCCUACACCAGCACUCGCUAGACCCAGCGCUGUACUACGGCUACGACCAGCACGGUGAGCUCUGUGCGGUGGUGGUCGCCCACGUGGACGACUUGCUGCUGGGGAUCUCGCACAAGUACCCGGCCCUCUACGACAGGCUUCACAAGCUUUUGCCCUGGGGCGACUGGCGAGGCUUGCCUUUUACUUUUUGCGGCAAGCAGGCCUGGCGAGAUCAAGAGGAAGUACUACAUCUACGACAGACCGAGUACGCGAACACCAUCGAGGAGAUUCCGCUCAGCAAGGAGCGCAAAACGGACCUGUCGUCAGAUGCUACGCCAGCCGAGUUCUCGGACAACCGCUCCGCACUCGGAGCGCUCGGGUGGCUUUCAUCGCAGACUCGUCCCGACCUGGCAGCUGGAGUGGCCAUGGGGCAGCGGACCCAGAACAAGCCCACCAUCCAGGACUUGCUCGAGACGAACAGGCUCAUCAAGUUGGCGCGGAAGCACGCGGACGUGGGUUUGGAGUUCCCUGAGUUACGUGGACCUCUGUGCCUGGUGACGUACCACGACGCCAGUUGGGCCAACGCUGACGAGCCAGCUGAAGGCGCCAUCUCCAAGUUGCUCGCCAAGACCGUGGGGGCAACCAGUAAGGACAAGAAUAUCAAGAUUCGCUCGCAGGCUGGCUACGUGAGUAUUCUCGCAGAAGCCAAGCUACUACGCGGAGAUCGAGCUCGAGCAGGAAUUGUUGAUUGGAGAUCGGGCACCAUCAAGAGAGUUUGCAGAUCUACGUUGGCAGCCGAAACGAUGUCGGCAGUAGACGCUCUAGGCUGUGCUCAGAUUACACGCUGUGUUUUCGCUUCGCUAGAGAUUCCGGAUGCCCAUCCAGAGGACAUCCCGCCGAGUCUGUUGCCGCUCGCUCAGGUCACAGAUUGCGCCAGCUUGUACGAUACGAUGCAUAAAGACGGUUAUUCCAAGCUCCCGUCAGACCGGCGCCUUUUGCUCGACCUAGUGGGCCUCAAGGAGUCACUAGAAGAGGAAGUUAGCAACGAUUUUGUCGCUGACGAUCAGCGCAGCCAACUACCCCUCUUUUGGGUUCCGACUGAUCAGCAGCUCGGUGAUCAGUUCACCAAGCGAUCGGACGGCAGUGCCAUCAGGGCAGUGUUGCGAGACACACGUCUCGCUUUGCAGCAUCAAGAGCCGACGGACCAGGCCAGAGAGCACGAGGCACACCUGACCAGUGCCGGCUCACUUUUCAAGCGCGCAGUGCGCCUGGUUUCAUUUUAG